AUGAAACGUAGUGGUAACAACAAUCUGAGUAGUUUAAGUUCAGUUAGUGGUAGCAAUAACAUUGGAAAUAGAAAGCCUUUUAAUAAAGUGAAUGUACCAAAGCCUGUAAAUCUUCCAAUUGCUGGCAAUACCUCUGGUACAAUCACUUCAAACAGCACCACAACAACAAACACAACUCUAAACAAUAGUAAUAUUGCAACAAGUACAAAUCCAGGACCAACUUUGACUGGAAAUAACUCGACUACAUCAACUCUAAAUAAUGCUAAUUCUACUCCAAAUAAUGCAGGUAAUGCUUGGAAUACAAGACAAUUACAAUCAUCUUGGUUUCAACAUAACCCAUCUUCUUCGAACGUUGAAUCAUCAAGUACAGAUCCGAUUAACGUGAGUCAAUCUGAUAAUAGCAAGCCUACCACCAUUAAUACAACUCCAUCUUUGCCUGUAAGAUCAACCCGUACACCAAUUACACCAACAAAGGAUACAAAUAAUAAUAAUUCGGCUUCAUUGACACCACAAACAACAGCAAAUAGUAAUAACGAGGAAACUAGCCAUCAUGAAAAAAAGCAAACAAAUCCAGCAGCUACAACUCAUGCUGGACACGACAGUAACUGGGGUGAAAUUUAUGAUGAUGAUGAUGAUUUUUAUGAUUCGGAUCUAGAAGAACUCAUAGAAAAGGAAAAUAAGACAAAUGCUCCAACACAAGCCAAGACUAAGAAACAGAAAUAUUUGGAAAAGAAGAAGCUUCUCAGAGAACAACAAAUGAUUGCUGAAAAGUCAAACAAAUCCGAACAUAGUGAACCUAAAACUGUUUCCACUCCUUCCAAUACCUCUAAUUCUACUCCUUCCAAUACAUCCCCUCAAAAUUCAUUACCAUCUUCUCCUCCUUGUUUGAAUUUUGCUGAUACAAUAGAAGAAGAACAACAAAUAGAAGAAAUAGAAGAAAUAGAGCAAACAGAACAAACAGAACAAACAGAACAAACAGAGCAUACAGAGCAAAUAGAAGAACAACACAUAGAAAAUCCAGUUCAUAAUUCUCCUCCUUCUCCUCAAGAAGAGGUUCCUAAACAACAUACCGAACCUCAACAUCAAACAUCAAUUCUUCCAAAGAAUACCCCUGUUACUUCUCAUCGACCACCAUCUUUUUUCUCUAUUGGACGUAUUCCAAAGGAAAAUACCAGACCUUCUCAUCCACUUUCCACUCAUCCAAUUCAUACCACCGAUAACCAUGUACCAAAAAUACUUCCUGCCGAACCUCAACAAGAUACCACCAAGCCAAAAGAAGAACUUAUUAAAACAAUUAAAGAGCAAGAGGUUUUGUUAAAUGAAACUGCUGAAAGAAGAAGAAGAGAAAAAGAGGAGGAAGAAGAUAGAAUCGAAAGAGAAAGAAAGGAAAGGGCUCUUUCAAAAUUAAAGGAAUUAGAAAAAAAGCUUGCCGAGAAAAAACCAUCAGUUCCAGAACCAGUUGCCCAACCAAUAGAAAAUACUCAACCUGUUGUUGCUGAAACAUCGAACACUGAACCAACCAGCUUCAGUAGUCAACAAAACUCAAAUGGAGUUAAAAUUCUCAAAUCUCAUAACAAUGGGGGUCAUUCUACUAGAGGAAAUCAUCAUGGAAGAGGAGGUUCAACUCAUAAAACUCAAAGACCAACAAGUGAACAACCUCCAAAGGUUCAACAUGAAAAAGUUGAGGAAAAAUCCAUAACAGAUACUGACAACAAUUGGAGAAGUUCAAAUGUCAAGUUGACAAAACCACCAUUUGGACUUCCUCAAACUAUGACAAGAGAAGCAACUAAUACUACAGCUACUACCCAUUCACAGGAAGGUAAUGCCCACAACAAUUCUGGAGGUAGAGGAGGACACUCAACAAGAGGAAGGCCAAACACAAGAGGUGGUCAUACUAAUCGUAAUCCUAGAAAACAAGUUGAUAAUGAAAAUAGUGUUCCAAAAUCAUCAUCUGAAUCAAAUUCAGCAAUUGAUCUCAGUAAUAUACUUAAAAAUAUUAAUCCAAACGAGGCAAAGAAUAAGAUUUCAUUUGGUAUGUUUGAUGACGAACCAAAAGUUUCACAAUUGAACAAUGCUCCUCAACCUGCAACAACUCAUCCAGAGAAUUCAGCAAAUCCAAGACCUGAGAGACCUCACACUGGUAAACAAUCUCAUCACCGUGAACAUCAACACAAGAGAAAUAAUCCAGUCCAAGCGAACAAUACUGAGCCAGUCCCUAACACUACAACUAGGCAACCACAUCAAAACAAGCCUCCAAGACAAAAACAUAAUGAUAACCGAAACAAUGAAAAUCAAGCUCAUCCAAGACCAAGACGUAAUCAAGAAUUUGUCAAAACUGCCAAUCAUGAAGAGGUAAAAUCAGUCCCUGCCGAUAGUGCACCUGACCAAAAAGAAACUCAAUCAACCACUGGUAGUGAUAUUCAAGCAGGUGAAAAUCAAAGAAUGAAUGGAUCACAACGUUCUAAUAAUAAUAGAAGAGGUAAUCAUCAUAAUGGUACUCCAAGAAAUCAUCAUCAUGAAAAGCACACUCCUAAAAGUAGAAUUUGUUUUGUUAAGGUAGAUAAUACAACCACCACCAGUCAAGAGUAAUUUCAAAUUGGCGCCUAAAGUUUCCCUCCAAUAAAUUAAACGUAAAAAUUU
This is a messenger RNA of Naegleria gruberi, 2640 nucleotides long. RefSeq lists its product as uncharacterized. The record is from RefSeq and is a predicted model, not a curated record. Lineage: Eukaryota; Heterolobosea; Eutetramitea; Acrasida; Naegleriidae. The transcript has a single exon. The coding region runs from base 1 to 2589 and encodes 862 amino acids.